UGUAACGGAGCGUAACGCCGGAUGUUGAUUGAACUCGUUUUAAGAACUACACGUAGAGCGGUCGUGUUUAUUAUCAGACGACCAUUUAAACAGUUUUACCCAUCGAAGACAAGCAGGAUGUUGAGGCCAUGGAUGAACCACGUUGCUAUCGUUGCAAUUGCUGUUUUGAUUUUGCUCUUCGUGAGAAGGUACUUAAUCUUUAAUACUGAACCUGAUCAUGGCAAAGCUGCUUGCAUCGUCUUAUCGCAAAAGAUCACCCCCCUGACGUGUCCAGUGCGACGUCUUGUCAACUUGGAAGAACAAUAUAAAUACUAUAAGCUUUCAAAACCUCAAAAUACGAUAUUAAAGUAUCCCGAAGAAACGAAAAACCUGUUCGACAGCAUAUCGUUCCCGUUGUUAAACCACAAUACUCCUAGCGUUCUGUUUCGAAGUGCGACGCGGUCAGAUUUGCACGAGACAAACUGGCUGAUACACUAUCUUGGUAUGGCCAUACGAAAUCAUCGUCUUGCAUCAAAAGUCAGUAAAGAAGAAAGAUACUACACAAGUUAUAAAGAUUUCGCCAAUUUGUUAGCUGAUAUCCGCAGAAAUCAAACCAAUGAUCUUGUUUCGAUUCAGAUACCUGGAUUGCAAACCCUUUUUAAACUCGACCUUGUGUCGAUGAAAGAAUACAUUAAGUAUCCAUCACAAGAACUGCCAUUCCACGAUAUCAUAAAGGACAAUCGCUGGCAACAUGAUGAUGUUUUUACCUUACAAAGGCUGGCUGGGCAAAACCCAAUGAGUCUAAGAAAAAUGAGAAGAGAAGAUUAUACUGAUAAUGCGGCUUACAUUAAUAGAAGGUACGAUUGGGAUGCGGCAAUUAAACGAGCAUCAAAAGAAAAUAAAUCCUUCCCGCAGAUGAUUGACGAUAACAGAGUGUUUAUCAUCGAAUAUAAAAUACUUCAUGAUGUCUCCACUGAUAUUGACGAUAACGUUGGCAAUGUAACGCAACGGAUUGAAAUACUAAGCUCCAGGAGUCCCUUUGCUGUGUUUGUUAUUGCCCACGUUAAUGGGGAAAAGAAACUUACGCCAGUGGCUAUUCAGACGGAACUGUCCCCGGACUCACCCGUGUACAGUCCGGAGGAUGGUGGGAAUUGGAUGCUUGCCAAGAUGGAAAUCCAACGAGCUGAUAUCACUUAUGAAGAACUGGUUGAGCAUUUGACCAAAACACAUUUCUUGAUGGAACCGAUCUGCGUUGUCAUGCGAAGUACGAUGGCGAUAUUUCAUCCAUUAGCACAGAUAUUUCAGUGGCAUUGUCGAGGUCUUUUGGCGAUCAAUUCUAUGGGAUUAAAGAAGCUGCUUGGAGAAGGAGAGUUCUUGCACAAGCUAUUCGCCAUUGGCUCUACAGGUGGUCUGGAAGUUGUUAAUAGAGCCUAUCACAAUACCUCCUGGGAUGAUACAGAUUUUUGGAAAAAACUUCAGGAAAGAGGAGUUGAUAAUCGAGAAGAGCUUCCAUAUUUCCCGUACCGUGACGAUGGUUUGCUUAUUUGGAAGGAAGUUGGUGACUUUGCCGAAGAAUAUGUCCAGCUGUAUUAUAAAAAUGACGAAGACGUGAGAGGCGACUUCGAAUUGCAAAAUUUUGCCAACAAGUUGUCAUCUGAUGGAACGGGAGCGGAAGGAGGAGAGGGAAUGUUGAAGAAAUUUCCAGCAAAGAUUGAAUCAAUAAACCAACUUACCGACAUUGUGAAGCGAAUUGUGUUCAUCCCUGUUCAGCACAGUGCCGUUAAUUACCCUGUAUCGUACUACGCUGGUUUCAUCCCAAAUCAACCUACAAAACUCUAUUUUGAUCCGCGAUUACGCCGAGACGAAUUUGGAUUAAACAGUUUGCCUAAUGUUUACAUUGCAACGCAACAAGUACUACUAGCGAUGUCUUUAGGAUCGCUUCGAUACGACGUCUUUCUUGAUUACGGUGAUAAAUUGGACGACCCUUGGGCAAAAGUUUUGGUUCAAAAAUACCAUGAAAAGUUAAUUGGAACUAUAAACAGUGAAAUCUCUGCGAGAAAUGACAAAAGACUGGAAACUGGAAAGUUUGUAUAUCCGUACUUCUUGCCAAAAUGGCUGACAAACAGCAUUCAAACAUAAAAAUAUGCCCAGAAUCAUUGUUUAGAAUUUAACAUGUUUCUUUUUAAACUUUUCAUGAAGAAAUUUGUUGAUUCAAUCAUUCCCUUCCAUAACUGAA
This is a messenger RNA of Xenia sp. Carnegie-2017, 2215 nucleotides long. RefSeq names its product allene oxide synthase-lipoxygenase protein-like. The coding region runs from base 22 to 2118 and encodes 698 amino acids. Gene Ontology annotation, biological process: lipid oxidation. Gene Ontology annotation, molecular function: oxidoreductase activity, acting on single donors with incorporation of molecular oxygen, incorporation of two atoms of oxygen; metal ion binding. The record is from RefSeq and is a predicted model, not a curated record. Lineage: Eukaryota; Metazoa; Cnidaria; Anthozoa; Malacalcyonacea; Xeniidae. The transcript has 10 exons.